CAAAGUACUGUUGAAUUUCGAAAUGGCCAGACCGGCUUAGAUGGUAUGAGAGUGUUUCCAUCUAAUGACACGACUGUUGAUUGGUGGUAUUUUGAUGUUGUUUCCUGGGACCAUAGGAGCGAAAUCGUUGUAACUUUCUACACCGCGGGCGCUUCCUUCAAUGGAGGCGCGACACCUAACAAAGUUCUUAUUACAUACACCUUUGAGAACGGUACAGACCUAAAUAUCCAGCUCCAAGCAGAGGAUGUCAGGAUCAGAACCAUUGGUGACGGGAGUUCUGGGGAAUACCGGGGCAUAGGUGAUUGGGUUGGAUCCUCGGAUAUGUCCCAGUAUGUGAUUCGAUUAGAUUCACCAAGUAACGGUAUCUUUGGAGAAAUUAUUCUAAACAGGGUUGCCCCACCGCAUCUGCCUUGCACUGAUGAUCUAAGCCCCGGAGGCGAUUUGCUGUUAGCACCAGGGGUAGGUUGGGUAAACGUCAUGCCUGACGCGAAUUCAACUGUCUACUUCAAUUGGUCUGGAACCGCCGUUGAGUUCUCCGGCACCGGAUACCAUGAUAAGAACUGGGGAAACGUGCCUCUGGGUUCCACUUUCAGCAGCUGGUACUGGGGCCAUGGCCGAGCAGGACCCUACUCUGUUGUUUGGUUUGACUUUCUUGCGGUCGACGGCACCGAGUACACAAGUAGCUACGUCGCCCGCAACGGCAGAAUCCUGAACGCGGCUUGCGAGGGCAUCAAGGUUCGUCCGUUUGGAGCCAACUCAACUUAUCCACCAACACCCACCACUGGAUCGCCUAGCGGCUACGAUAUUGAGCUG
Messenger RNA from Trichoderma atroviride IMI 206040, 813 nucleotides. RefSeq lists its product as uncharacterized. The record is from RefSeq and is a predicted model, not a curated record. NCBI's taxonomy places the organism in Eukaryota, Fungi, Ascomycota, Sordariomycetes, Hypocreales, Hypocreaceae.